Messenger RNA from Camellia sinensis, 870 nucleotides. Lineage: Eukaryota; Viridiplantae; Streptophyta; Magnoliopsida; Ericales; Theaceae. The record is from RefSeq and is a predicted model, not a curated record.
AUGACCUCUGUGGUCAACCUUGGUAUUACUUCGGCUAUUCUGGGAGGACUGCUCAGUCACCAUGAGCGCCUAGAGAAAUUUGUUAGGGUGAACUUCAAGAGAUGGCAGCAAAAGAUGCUGAUCUAUUUGACCACGCUGAACCUUGCAAAGGUUUUGAGCGAGGAUCCUUUAGUCAUGGCAGAGAAUGAACCAGACAGGCAGAAGAUCAUGGCACUUGACACAUGGAAGCAGAUAGACUAUCUUUAUCGGAACUACAUGUUCAACAGCUUGGCAAACUCACUCUACAUUGUGUUUUGUGCCAAGAGCUCAGCAAAGGAGCUAUGGGAAUCUCUGGACAAGAAAUAUAAGACUGAGGAUGCCGGGGCAAAGAAAUUUGAUAGUAGAAAAAAAGGAGAGAGUACCUCCUCUGUGAAGGCCAAUGUCAUUGAGCAUGGCAAAUCUUCUGGGGUGAGGAAGAAGCCCACUGUGAACAAGGGCUCAAAGCUGGGGCCAAGGGGUGGUGUUGCAAAGAAACCAGCAUACAAGCCGCAGAAACCUAGUUAUCGGUUCUUAGGGAAGUGCUACAAUUAUGGUAGCGAGGGGCGUCGGGCUAGUGACUGCUGUAAGCAGAGGAAGCCAUACAAAACCAAUCCUCGUGCUCACAUGGCAAAUAUGCAAGAGCACUCCCAUGAUGAGGAUGACAUGCACUUGUCUUCCGCUGUCUCUAAGGUGAAUAUGGUGGGUUCAAACCCAAGAGAAUGGUGGACUGAUACUGGGGCUACGAGCCACAUCUCCUCCGAGAAGAAGCUGUUUACAACUUUCGAUCCGGUUACAAACGGCGAGAAGUUGUUUAUGGGGAAUUCUGCUAACUCAAUUGUUGGGGGGAAAUAA